Molecule: messenger RNA, 2373 nt
Organism: Knipowitschia caucasica
Lineage: Eukaryota; Metazoa; Chordata; Actinopteri; Gobiiformes; Gobiidae
Source: the annotation of a GenBank genome assembly
AUGAAAAAAGCACAGACUCCCACAGUCUUUGAACGCAGCACAGACAACGACAGCAGUUUGAGCAGAAAGAUCCAUAAACAAACAACAAAACCCGCUUCGCGAUGUCGUCUCCAGUCCCAGAAAACCCUGCAGCUGGUUCCAACAGACGCCUGCAGCAAACACAGGCCCAGGUCGACGAGGUGCCUCAUACACACAGGUGCCUCAUACACAGGUGCUUCAUUCACAGGUGCUUCAUUCACAGGUACCUCAUACACACAGGUGCCUCAUAAACAGGUGCUUCAUACACAGGUGCUUCAUACACAGGUGCCUCAUACACAGGUGCCUCUACUAACUCUGCCCAUCUUCUGUAACUGCUCCACCCUUCUAACUCCGCCCAUCUUCUAUAACUGCUCCACCCUUCUAACUCCUCCCAUCUUCAAUAACUGCUCCACACUUCUAACUCCGCCCAUCUUCAAUAACUGCUCCACUCAUCUAACUCCGCCCAUCUUCUAUAACUGCUCCACCCUUCUAACUCCGCCCAUCUUCUAUAACUGCUCCACCCUUCUAACUCCGCCCAUCUCCUGUAACUGCUCCACACUUCUAACUCCGCCCAUCUUCUAUAGCUGCUCCACACUUCUAACUCCGCCCAUCUUCUAUAACUGCUCCACCCUUCUAACUCCGCCCAUCUUCUAUAACUGCUCCACCCUUCUAACUCCGCCCAUCUUCUAUAACUGCUCCACCCUUCUAACUCCGCCCAUCUUCUGUAACUGCUCUACCCUUCUAACUCUGCCCAUCUUCUGUAACUGCUCCAACCUUCUAACUCCGCCCAUCUUCUAUAGCUGCUCCACCCUUCUAACUCCGCCCAUCUUCUGUAACUGCUCCACACUUCCAACUCCGCCCAUCUUCUGUAACUGCUCCACACUUCUAACUCCGCCCAUCUUCUGUAACUGCUCCACCCUUCUAACUCCGCCCAUCUUCAAUAACUGCUCCACUCAUCUAACUCCGCCCAUCUUCUAUAACUGCUCCACCCUUCUAACUCCGCCCAUCUUCUAUAACUGGUCCACCCUUCUAACUCCGCCCAUCUUCUGUAACUGCUCCACACUUCUAACUCCGCCCAUCUUCAAUAACUGCUCCACCCUUCUAACUCCGUCCAUCUUCUAUAACUGCUCCACCCUUCUAACUCCACCCAUCUUCUGUAACUGCUCCACCCUUCUAACUCCGCCCAUCUUCUAUAGCUGCUCCACACUUCUAACUCCGCCCAUCUUCUAUAACUGCUCCACCCUUCUAACUCCGCCCAUCUUCUAUAACUGCUCCACCCUUCUAACUCCGCCCAUCUUCUAUAACUGCUCCACCCUUCUAACUCCGCCCAUCUUCUAUAACUGCUCCACCCUUCUAACUCCGCCCAUCUUCUGUAACUGCUCCACCCUUCUAACUCCGCCCAUCUUCUAUAACUGGUCCACCCUUCUAACUCCGCCUAUCUUCUGUAACUGCUCUACCCUUCUAACUCUGCCCAUCUUCUGUAACUGCUCCACCCUUCUAACUCCGCCCAUCUUCUGUAACUGCUCCACCCUUCUAACUCCGCCCAUCUUCUAUAGCUGCUCCACACUUCUAACUCUGCCCAUUUUCUGUAACUGCUCCACCCUGCUAACUCCGCCCAUCUUCUGUAACUGCUCCACACUUCUAACUCCGCCCAUCUUCUGUAACUGCUCCACCCUUUUAACUCCGCCCAUCUUCUAUAGCUGCUCCACCCUUCUGACUCCGCCCAUCUUCUAUAGCUGCUCCACCCUUCUAACUCCGCCCAUCUUCUGUAGCUGCUCCACCCUUCUAACUCCGCCCAUCUUCUGUAACUGCUCCACCCUUCUAACUCCGCCCAUCUUCUGUAACUGCUCCACCCUUCUAACUCCGCCCAUCUUCUGUAACUGCUCCACCCUUCUAACUCCGCCCAUCUUCUGUAACUGCUCCACCCUUCUAACUCCGCCCAUCUUCUGUAACUGCUCCACCCUUCUAACUCCGCUCAUCUUCUGUAACUGCUCCACCCUUCUAACUCCGCUCAUCUUCUGUAACUGCUCCACACUUCUAACUCCGCCCAUCUUCUGUAACUGCUCCACCCUUCUAACUCCGCCCAUCUUCUAUAGCUGCUCCACCCUUCUAACUCCGCCCAUCUUCUGUAGCUGCUCCACCCUUCUAACUCCGCCCAUCUUCUGUAACUGCUCCACCCUUCUAACUCCGCCCAUCUUCUGUAACUGCUCCACCCUUCUAACUCCGCCCAUCUUCUGUAACUGCUCCACCCUUCUAACUCCGCCCAUCUUCUGUAACUGCUCCACCCUUCUAACUCCGCCCAUCUUCUGUAACUGCUCCACAACACUUCUAACUCCGCCCAUCCAGGGUCUUUAA